AUGAAGAGGAACAUUUUUAGGGUGAGGUGCGCGGCCAGAAUGUACGCUCGCGCAAGUGGGGGAGAAGCGAAUGGAAGGCAGGCGGACGAAUGUGGUGCUGCUGAUGUUACGACCUCCCCCCCCCCUCCUAGUGAAGGCAACUGGUGCAGUGCUCCCCCCACGUGGGGGAGAGGGAUAAUGUUCUCGUCCAUUGAAAGCGCUAUGAAGAAUUCAUUGUGGGCACCUCACGUGAGAAAAUACAGAAGUGCGAAGAUCAAAUGGACUCAACUUCCAACCCUAAGCGGAAUGACUAAAAGACGCAACGGAGGUGCAGCAGGAGCAGCAACAGGACAUAAGAGAAGAUCCGUUUUGUACCCCCCCAUUGGAAAUUCUCCUCCAACUCAAAUAAAUGAAAUACUAAUGCUACUAGACAAGAAUCAGAAAGACAUGUCGUUAAUAAAAUAUCUUUUUAUGGUUAACUGUAUAAUUAUGAUAUGUCUCCUUUUGGGUUCUGUUAAUAUAUUUUUAGGUGAUUCUAUUAAUAAAUACGUUUUAAUACAAAUUGAAAAAGUACUUUCAGAUGUGAAGAAUUCUUCUAAGGCGCAAUCAAUUAUUAAAGGAAUGCUAAACGAUAUCUUAUAUAGUGUAGUGAAUGAUGAGUAUAACAAAAAUGCCACCACGAAAUUUUUCGUGGACACUCUCUACAGUUCGAAGAGUGAAGUGGGAAAUGUAUUCACAGAUGUGUUACAAACAGAGCAUGUAAGGAAUAGUCUUAAGAGUGUUUUCCUUGAAGUUUCAAAUUACUUGUGUAACAAUGAACAAGUUCAAAUGAAAGUUUAUCACCUCCUGUCGGAAGCCAUACACCUACCUAUUGCUAUUGACACAUCUAAGAGGUGGCUCAACGACCUGUUCAGGUCAGAAAGUGUAACAAGCAAUGUUAGAAAAAUUAUACGUGAAGAAAUUUUUAACAAUGACCAAAUGAUUAACGGCUCCAUUGUGUUCAUUCAAAAUGCUUUAAUCAAUGCCAUGCAUGAUAAAAAAACCAAGGACGUGAGUAAGUUAUUCUUUGCUUCUAUAAUUGCUAACCCAGAGUUUCAACAACAGGUUUCAGGAAGCCUCUGGAAGAUUGUUAAGAUGGCUCUGUCCCCUAAGUGGAUAAGCUAUGAAGGAGAUCAUGUUGAUUUCAAAGUGGGUAUACAGUCACAGAAGAGUAAACGGGAUGAGGUACGCGUGUACAAUAACUCCCUCUUGGAAGCAGGAAAUAAUCAUGUCGGCACGAUUAGUUGUGAUGUUAAACAUGUUAGCGAUGACCUUGCGGAGGACCCUUCACAAGAGACGGGCACCGGUAGGAACGAGCUGCUGUCGUUGGGUCAGAACAUGCGAGGAAAUGUGCUUAGUGAAGAAGAAGCCCCUUUGGACGGGAGCCAAAUGCAAAAGGGGGGAGAGGUUGCAGGAGAUAUGAAACAAGUCAUGAGUGAAAUGAAAAAUGUGAUUAACCUUUUUGAAAAUGCACACAUAUGUGAUGGGCAUACGGACGUAACGGAGUGUGAGCAGAUGUACGCUGGGCAACAAUUUCAAAUGGGCAUGGCAAGAAGUGCAAAACGUGUGGAUGUGGUAAAUGUGGAGGAACUACGAAGCUUCCUUUCUACUUCCAACCCGAGUGAGAAGAAUGCUACCCCACUAAGUGCCAUCCCCAUUUGUAAAAUUAAAAGCCUUAAGGAAGAGGGGGCAGCAGUCCCCUCAGGAAUGGUAGUACUUCCUGGCGAGGCACCCCUUGGCACCACGUCGCCAAGCCAUGCUGCACCGAGUAACCGUGCAGUGACCCCCGCGGGAGGAUUCGCAUGGAGAGUCAAAUUUUUUUUGCUCGACGCGUACCGAUUCUACGUGCAAAAGUAUUACUUCUACUACUACUACGUGGAGCGGGUCAAGGGGGUCCUGCAGAAGGCGCUGGGGGUGAAGUUCUUCUGA
This is a messenger RNA of Plasmodium fragile, 1947 nucleotides long. RefSeq lists its product as uncharacterized. The record is from RefSeq and is a predicted model, not a curated record. Lineage: Eukaryota; Apicomplexa; Aconoidasida; Haemosporida; Plasmodiidae. The transcript has a single exon. Bases 1 to 1947 code for a protein of 648 amino acids.